This is a messenger RNA of Chelmon rostratus (copperband butterflyfish), 3983 nucleotides long. RefSeq names its product collagen, type VI, alpha 2 (gene col6a2). The record is from RefSeq and is a predicted model, not a curated record. NCBI's taxonomy places the organism in Eukaryota, Metazoa, Chordata, Actinopteri, Chaetodontiformes, Chaetodontidae. The transcript has 32 exons. The coding region runs from base 204 to 3242 and encodes 1012 amino acids.
ACCGGGACAGGAGAGCGAACGGACGGCUCUUCUGUGGGAAGUAAACGCGCAUCCAGGGCUUUAUUUCCCAUUUUCUUCCUCCCGUUUCCUCCUUUUCUCUCUCGGCGUUCUCUCCUGCUGAGAUGAGGAGAUAAUCAACAGAGGAUCAGCCGCUCACGAAGUUUUGAAGUUGUUGGAAAGAGUUCGGACAGGAGAAGGGGAAGAUGCUGGGGUUAGAGGUCAUCGUGCUCUGUCUUCUCUUUGGAGCCCUGACUCACGGCCAGCCAACAGAGUGCACCAAGAAGAAUGAAUGUCCCAUAGAUGUGUACUUCACUAUUGACACAUCUGAGACCAUCGCCCUGCAGGAGCCACCCCCUGGUUCGCUGGUGGAGAGCAUCAAGGACUUUGCAAAGCAGUUUGUGGACCGUUUAGAGGAUGCUGAAAUCAGAGGUGCUGUGCAGAUCAGGUGGAACAUCGGAGGACUGCACUUCUCCCAGGAGCAGAGGGUGUUCAGUCGUAUCGGAUCAAAGGCCGAUUUCAAAACAGGUGUCAGUGGAAUCGUCUACCUGGGUAAAGGCACCUACAUCGACUGCGCCCUCACCAACAUGACCCAGGAAAUGCUGCGCUCCCCCUCUUACCCCAGGGCCCUCCGAUUCGCCGUGGUCAUCACUGACGGCCACGUGACUGGAAACCCUUGCGGGGGCAUCAAAGUGGCAGCGGAGAGGGCUCGCGAUGAGGGCAUCCGGAUGUUUGUCGUGGCGGCAUCGAAGAAGGUUGAAGAGACAGGGCUGAGGGAGAUCGCCAACUCUCCGGCGACAGUCUACAGGCGGGACUUCAUGGCUGUGGAUCUGAGCCAGGGCAGAGCCAUCAUACACACGGACACCAUUGACCGCAUCAUCAAGACGAUGAAACAUUUGGCGUAUGUAGAGUGUUACAGUGUGUCCUGUCUGGAGACACCAGGGCCUCCCGGUCCCAAGGGCCACAGAGGACAGAAAGGAGCUAAAGGAGACAACGGCGAACCAGGUCUCAAAGGAGGAAGAGGACGCCCAGGAGACCCUGGUAUUGAGGGUCCAAUUGGUCAGCCCGGUAUCAAAGGAGAACCAGGUCUUAAAGGCGAGAAGGGAGAAAUGGGAGCUCAGGGGAAAAAGGGCGUGGCUGGCAUACCAGGACGCAAUGGGACAGAUGGACAGAAGGGUAAAAUUGGACGGAUCGGCGCUCCCGGCUGUAAAGGAGACCCAGGCGACAGAGGUCCUGAUGGUCAUCCCGGAGACGUCGGUGAACGUGGUCCCCCUGGAACUGACGGAGAGAAGGGUGAUCCCGGUCGGCCCGGAAGACCUGGUCCCUCCGGCCCGGCUGGAGAGUCUGGACCAAAGGGAGAGAGGGGAAGUCCUGGAUCACCUGGCCUCCCUGGACAGAAAGGAAAACAAGGAACCAGCGGUGCUGGAGGAAGCAAAGGCGAGCCAGGGAGAAGAGGAGACUAUGGGCCAAAGGGCAAUCAAGGGCCUGAUGGAGUUAAGGGAGACAAGGGUGAAAUGGGGCCAGAGGGUGUGAGAGGACUUCCAGGUGAAGAAGGAGUCAAAGGAACAAAGGGAGACAACGGCCUGCCAGGCCCCAGGGGACCACCGGGCAUAUCAGGAGAGGCUGGGAGAAAUGGUACCAGAGGUGACCCUGGUGAUGCUGGACCAAGAGGAGACCCUGGACAGGUUGGACCAAAGGGAGACACUGGAAGACCUGGCUUUAGCUAUCCUGGGCCAAGAGGAGCAUCGGGUGACAGAGGAGAGAAAGGCAAUCGUGGACCUCGUGGUAGCAGAGGAGACUGCGGUCAAAAGGGUGAGCCGGGAACUAAAGGAACCCCGGGAGAGCCAGGUGAGCCAGGACCGCAGGGUGAACCUGGCCUAAGAGGACCGAGAGGAGAGCUUGGGCGUGACGGAGAUCCUGGACCUGAGGGAGAUCCCGGCCUCACUGAAUGUGAUGUCAUGAACUACAUCAGGGAAACGUGUGGCUGCUGUGAUUGUGAGAAACGCUGUGGACCCCUGGACAUUGUGUUUGUGAUUGACAGCUCAGAGUCAGUGGGUCUGACUAACUUCACCCUGGAGAAGAAUUUUGUCAUCAACACCAUCAACAGACUGGGAUCCCUUGCCAAGGACCCCCAGUCAGAUACAGGCACAAGAGUGGGAGUUGUUCAGUACAGUCACAGUGGAACCUUCCAGGCCAUCCGACUUGACGACCCCAAGAUUGAUUCACUGUCUGCUUUCAAGGAUGCAGUGAAGCGACUGGAGUGGAUCGCUGGAGGAACAUGGACUCCCUCUGCUCUGAAGUACGCCUACGACAACCUGAUCAGGGACAGCCGCAGAGCCAAAGCCAACGUCACUGUAGUUGUCAUCACUGACGGACGCUUCGACCCCAGAGAUGACGACUCGCUGCUCACCUACCUGUGCAGUGAUCCCAGUGUUGAUGUGAGCGCCAUUGGUAUCGGAGACAUGUUUGACCAGAUUGAGGAGAAUGAGAGUCUGAAGAGCAUCGCCUGCCAGAAGGAUGGCAGGGUGCUGGGCAUGAGGCGCUUCGCAGAUUUGGUGGCUGAGGAGUUCAUCGACAAGAUUGAAACCGUCCUCUGUCCAGAUCCUAUCAUCAUAUGCCCCGAUCUUCCUUGUAAAUCAGAGCCCGCUGUGGCUAGCUGUGUUCAGCGGCCGGUGGAUGUGGUGUUCCUGCUCGAUGGUUCUGAGAGGAUGGGACUGGAGAACCACCGCAGGGCCAAAGAGUUCAUUGAGAACGUGGCUCGCCGCCUCACCCUGGCCAAUGACGAGACAGACGAGAGGAAUGCCCGUCUGGCUCUGCUGCAGUACGGCAGCCCUACAGAACAGAGGGUGGAGUUCCAGCUCACACACGACCUCACGGUCAUCUCUGAUUCACUGGCAGGAGUGACCUACAUGGACUCUUCCUCCGCUCUGGGCAGCGCUAUCAUCCAUGCUGUCAACAAUGUGGUGAUUCCAAAGCAGGGGAAACGCUUGGCUCGUCGUAACGCUGAGCUGGCCUUCGUGUUCAUCACUGACGGCAUCACAGCCAGCGAGCAGCUGGACGAGGGCGUGACUGCCAUGAGGCGAGCAGAAGGCGUUCCCACGGUGAUCGCCAUAGGAACAGACACAGAUGAAGAAGUGCUGCGGAAGGUGUCGCUAGGGGACAUGUCGGCCAUCUUCAGAGGAGAUGAUUACACCAUGCUGAACAAACCCGCAUUCUUUGAGCGCUUUGUCCGCUGGAUAUGCUAGUGAGGAACUGUAACGCUCUACACCAUAGAAUUAGAAUCCAGAGAAUGAAAGGAGGGCCAGCUCCCUUCAGCGUACACGUAAACACACACAGAUGCAUCAGCAAGCCUCUGUGACCAUUAUCAUUACUGGAUAUAAGGCACUGAGACCGCUAUGUAUCCAGUUGUUAUGUGUGAGGAUUCAUUUACAACAGCCAAAACAAUCCACAUAGGACCAGUUGGCACAUGCACACACACACACACACACACACACACUGACACACACACAAACACAUAAUGCAUAUCAUUUGUAACUUGUUCUAUUCAUUCUAAAUCUAUGGUCAGUCAACACUUCCACCCAAAGACACUCGUAAGUAUCCCAGAUGAGAGGUGUAUGAUUAUUGAAUGUGUACGAAACAAAUUGUAGGCUUUAUUGUGUUUUAUUGUGUACUGUUUCGUUUUAUCUGAGUUCUUGCUUCCCCCCUCUCUCAGUCUGUUUUCACAAAGUCAGUAUUUACAUUAAAGGUGCUAAGAUAGACAUAAAGCCAUCUGAGUGGUUCUGAAAACUUUUUUACAUCAUGUUAUGCUGUAAUUAAUUGUAGUUUGUUCAGGGGAUACAAACAUGUAGACAUAUCUUCUCCAGGGAAAAAGAAAUCACAAAAGAAUCACACACAUACACACACACACACACAUACACACACACACACACACACACACACACACACACACACAUACUGAAGUUAAUUACACAUACAUUGACAGACAA